Molecule: messenger RNA, 480 nt
Organism: Erythranthe guttata (spotted monkey flower)
Lineage: Eukaryota; Viridiplantae; Streptophyta; Magnoliopsida; Lamiales; Phrymaceae
Source: RefSeq, a predicted model, not a curated record
AUGGAGAGAGGAGGAAUCUCAAACAUAGAACAUAAGUACACCAGAAGAGCAGGCACAUCUGGCAUUGUCAUUAGGGAAGGGGGCGUCCCCAACGUCGUCGCCACCGCCACCAAUGUUGUCAACAUCCCGGACGCCCCAACCAAUGCCACGCCGGAAGAGGUGAACCAAGAGCAACACCAAGGCGUCAAAAGAGAGGCAGACCAAUACAUGCCGACAACAAAUAUCGCUCGCAUCAUGCGGUGCGUCCUCCCCGACCACGUUAAAAUCGCUGACGAUGCAAAGGAGGCCAUCCAAGUGUGCGUCUCCGAGUUCAUCAACUUCAUUACUGCUGACGCGAACAACCGGUGCCACCGCGACUACCGAAAAACCGUCACUCCGGAGGACGUGCUUGCGGCAAUGACGUCGUUGGGUUUCGGCGACUACAUAGAUCCCCUCAUCGUUUUCCUCAAUAAGAAUCGAGCCCAGCAGGACCUCGAGUGA